Leptinotarsa decemlineata (Colorado potato beetle) is the source of this 1781-nucleotide messenger RNA. RefSeq lists its product as uncharacterized. NCBI's taxonomy places the organism in Eukaryota, Metazoa, Arthropoda, Insecta, Coleoptera, Chrysomelidae. The record is from RefSeq and is a predicted model, not a curated record. Gene Ontology annotation, biological process: transmembrane transport; monocarboxylic acid transport. Gene Ontology annotation, molecular function: monocarboxylic acid transmembrane transporter activity.
GUGAACCGGCAUCAUGUUCAAUGAACGCAAGAAAUUGGUACCACCGGAUGGCGGAUGGGGGUGGAUUGUCGUUAUCGGUGUUAGCGUCGUCAACCUCUGCACAAGAUCGAUCGAGCAAUCGUUUGGUCUGCUUUUCGGAGAUCUUCUCCGGGAGCUUAAUGUGGAGACCACAGGAGCAGCCAUCAUCAUGAGUACCCUGGACGCUCUCAUCAAUUUUUCUGGACUGCUGGUGGGGCCGUUGAUUCGUGCCUUCUCUUAUCGUAAAGUCUCUCUAUUUGGAACAGCUCUCUGCAGUCUGGGGUUAAUACUCACUUUUCCCGCCAAAAGUAUGCCACAUAUACUUGCAACAUACAGUAUUAUUAAUGGUUUAGGUGUUGGGUUAGCAUCCUCAUCAACAUUUGUUGCUUUAAGUAAUUACUUUGUCAACCGACGAGGACAAGCAAUUGGAUUUUCUCUGGCUGGUACUGCUCUUGGAAUGAUGCUUAUGCCACAAGCCAUACGGUACUUAUUGGAAUGGUAUAGUUUCAGGGGGGCUAUACUAGUACUGGGUGCAUUCGCAAUGAAUGGUAUUGCUGGAUCAUCAGUGCUUCAACCAGCCGAAUGGCAUUUCAUUCCUGAAAAAAAAGAUGAAGAGGCAGAGGGUGGAUACCAUCAGGAAAUGGAGACUAUAAAAGAAACUGAGGAUGAAGAUGUUGAGCUGCCUGAGGGACAAACCUUACUGACAAAAAUCAGUUCCGAGACGGCUAUCAAAAAUUUGGAUGAUCUUAGUAAAACAAGUGGACUCACUAGAAAAACGACUUUUCCCAGAAACUUCUCUACCUUGAGUUUCGCAGGAGGACAGAAAAAACGAAAAGUUUCAACGGAAUCUAUGGUAUCUAGCUAUUCUAGGCUCGACUUCACUGGUUCUAGCAUUCAGCUGCAGUUUGAUACAAAAGACUCCGACGAACCUAUACAAAUGUCAAAGCACAUGCGUAGAAACAUGAGUUAUCCUGGUGUUCAGUCUCACCCUAUAAAAAGCCUUCCUAUCACCCAACCAACAGAAAAAAAGAAACCGAAGAAAACGAUUUGGCAAAAAUUUGUGGAGUUUAUGGACCUAGAUCUCUUAAAGUGUCCAAUAUAUCUCAAUUUAGUUCUUGGGCUGUCCCUAGUGUACGUUGCUGAACAGAAUUUCAAAACGGUCCUUCCGUUCUUCUUCCAGAGCAUAGGGUAUGACAAGAAAGAUAUCGCUCUAUUUCUCUCAGUGCAGGCCUUUACUGAUAUCUUGGCCAGAUUGAUUCUACCUCCUAUUUGUGAUCGAGUAAAUGUUGCCAAGAGGACGCUUUUCAUGUUUGGAAUAUUUUCUUUGGCUAUAUGCAGAUCCGCACUUGCACAACAGACUGACUGGACAAUGAUUGUAAUCUGGUUGUUCAUUUGCGGAUUCGCUAGAGGUGCAACUCUUAUCAACUAUACGAUUACCAUUGCCGAGUACUCAUCGACUUACAGUACUCUGGAAAAGUUACCAGCCGCGUUUGGAUUGCACAUGGUCUGCAAGGGAUUAUUUGUGGUAGUGAUCGGUCCAUUGUUAGGUUACAUUCGUGAUGCGACACAAAGUUUUCCAAUUUGUCUCCACUCGCAGACCUUUCUCAUAAUACUCGGCUGUGCGGCUUGGUGGGUAGAGUAUCUAAUUGUGUAUUUAAGAAACAGAAAAAAAGCAUCUCCAAACACAAAUACCACAACAAGCACAUGACAAAUAGAUGAUGAUUCACUAACUGAAUUCACCAAUAAAGUAUUAAAUUAAAGAA